Messenger RNA from Pleuronectes platessa (European plaice), 2115 nucleotides. Its product is annotated as Fc receptor-like protein 5. Lineage: Eukaryota; Metazoa; Chordata; Actinopteri; Pleuronectiformes; Pleuronectidae. The transcript is spliced from 10 exons. Bases 162 to 1730 code for a protein of 522 amino acids. The record is from RefSeq and is a predicted model, not a curated record.
CGGCCUUAUAUGUUAUCUAUUAGCAACACAUGCGUAACACCCCUAACCCUGACACACACACGCAAACACACACACAAACACACACAUAGUCACGCAUGCAGAUACACUUAUACACAACCAAGCUAGAGAAACCAUGUCAAAGAUAAAUACUCGGCCGUGUUAUGAAGAAUCUACAGACUCUGUAUUUGUUGCCUCUUUUGGCUCUGGCAAGUUUGUUCACCAAGAUGAGUGGAUCAGUUUCUCCUCGCCCAGUCCUGACCGGCCCUCACAUGGCCUACCUCAACUCGAGGGUGGCUUUCCGAUGUAUUGCACCUGACUCCUCUCCACCAGUCACCUACCAGCUGAUGAGAAACGCCAGUAUCCCAAUCUUCACGGGCACCGAUCUCCAAGGAGACAAACCUGCAUCAUUCUCCCUGAAGGUCGCUGCAACAUCAGAGGGGUCGUACCACUGCAAGGCAACGGCUGAAGGAAGCACAGGAGUCAGCAACAUCAUCACGCUGAGUGUUGUCAUUCCAGCAUCAAAUACCAGAGUGGCCGCUGAACCUUUCCCCCCAGUCGCAUACGAGGGAUCACGCAUUGUUCUGAAAUGCACUGUCACAAGGGGCUCCCACCUGUCCUACAUCUGGUUUUUCAACAGGAAGAAAGUAACAUCUUCAACAUCUCCUCUUUUCCAUCUCACUGGUAAUGAGCUGGUGAUGGAGCAGGCAACUCCAGAGCAUGCUGGCAACUACUCCUGCAUUGCCUGGUCCAUGGUUCAGGACAGCAGCAGGUUUUUAGGCAGCGCCGAGGUCAAGGUGACAGUCAAAGCUUAUGUAUCAAAGCCAAACAUCUCCUUCUCCAUCUUCAAAGAGGGAGACGGUUACCAAGGCAACAUAACCUGCUGGUCAACCAGAGGGAGCCAUCCGGUCAACUUUUCUCUCUCAGUAGAUGACAAAGAGGUGGGAUCCCUCACAGCCAACCAAUCCCUCACUGUCUGGUUCCUCGUCGCCAUGAUACCCGGGAUGGACAUGGGUGUGGCGCGAUGCUGGGUGAAAACUGAGACGCAGGAGUUGAUGAGUGAACCUGUGACUCUGGAAGUGGUCCCAGUUGGAGGUGACGUGACAGCGGAGGUGGAAUAUCUCUACAGAGCCGACUCCAAGCUUGCCGCCGCCAGGCUGAGGUGUGUGGUCAGCAGAGGAAGCUUUCCCCAAAUCUCCUGGCUCCUGAACGACUCAGUCCUUCCCUCCGCGACACAUCUGGACGCCCAGUCUCAGGAUGACCUGACUCACGUUGCCCUCGCCAACCGUGGACAGACACUCGUCCUCACUAAGCUCACCUCAGAGGAGUCUGGGUAUUACCGCUGCAGGGUCAGGAACAGCUAUGAUGACUCCGGGCCCUGGGUGGAGAGUGGAGAUGUGCUGGUCCGAGUCACAGACAGGAUCCUUAACUCCAUGCCUCGAGCUACAUCUUCCACUGAAACACCACCAAAGGUUUUCAUGAACCAGACAGAGAUCAUCACCAUAGCGUUCUGCUGCUUCCUUCUUCUCAUGUUGGCAGUUGGUGUGGCAUGUGUUUACAGGAUGUUCGACCACAACCAAGCUCAUGCCCACAUUGCUGAGACAAAUUCUGAUCCACUUCCUCUGACUGCACCCUCGUCCCAGUCGGGAGACAGGCAGGCCGGGGUCUCCUCUGCAGACUGUGACUGUGUCCUGAGUCAGGUAUACAGGCUGUCACGACAGCACAUAACGUAAUGAUUUUAAAUCAGUGAUGUGACUCUUCUCAACAGGUCUAAGAAUUUCAUACUAAAGUGAAGAUUUUAAAGUUAUUUUAUGUGUUUGGUUUUCAUAUAAGCCAUAACUGAAACAUUUUAAUGUAAUUGAGAGAACAUUUACAUUUAAACAGUUAAACAUUUCUCACUAUUUAUCCCAAUCUACUAUUCUCCUGAUUGUGUAUGUAUGGACCCAUUAUAUAAAGCAUUAUUCUAUUAAGACAUUUUAAGAGCACCACAAAUUUUUUUUAAAUUUUUUUAGCUUUUAAUGGAGCAAUUCUUUCAAUCCUCUCCAUCAGGAGCUUUAAGAUAAAAACUGCUUUUUCUUAUGACAAACAGACCAGGUAUUGAUAUAAUGAUAUCAUUAU